This is a messenger RNA of Coregonus clupeaformis (lake whitefish), 2043 nucleotides long. RefSeq names its product RNA-binding protein 24. Gene Ontology annotation, cellular component: cytosol. The transcript has 4 exons. Gene Ontology annotation, molecular function: mRNA 3'-UTR binding. NCBI's taxonomy places the organism in Eukaryota, Metazoa, Chordata, Actinopteri, Salmoniformes, Salmonidae. The record is from RefSeq and is a predicted model, not a curated record. The coding region runs from base 288 to 977 and encodes 229 amino acids.
GGGUCCGAAACCUAUUUAGUUAGUCACGACAGUUACGAAGAAAACACCUGAUGAUCUCUUGGACAAUCCGCUCCAUAUCUCCUUUAAGUGUCGAAAGAUAAUCUACCUCGAAUCUUGAUUUUUGUCGAGUUUUGUGUUAUUUCUCUGAAGCCUCUCCAGUUGUAAAUCUCAUAUUGUCCAUUUUUAUAGAAAUACUUAUAAAUAACGUAACUAGGUGAUAAGGAAACAUUGCACUAUAUUUCGUAUUGUUUCUAUUUCUACUAUUGUGCACUAAGAUAUUGGUGAAGAUGCACACCACGCAGAAGGACACGACCUACACGAAGAUUUUUGUCGGGGGUCUUCCGUAUCACACCACAGAUUCCAGUCUCAGGAAAUAUUUUGAAGUGUUCGGAGAAAUUGAAGAAGCAGUCGUGAUUACCGACCGACAGACCGGCAAAUCCAGGGGGUAUGGAUUCGUGACGAUGGCGGACCGCUCGGCUGCAGACAGGGCCUGUAAAGAUCCCAACCCCAUCAUCGACGGCAGGAAAGCCAACGUCAACCUGGCGUACCUUGGGGCCAAGCCACGGGUGAUGCAGCCAGGUUUCACCUUUGGUGUUCCACAAAUCCAUCCUGCCUUUAUCCAAAGGCCUUAUGGGAUACCUGCUCACUACGUAUACCCUCAGGCCUUCAUGCAGCCAAGCACUAUGGUCAUCCCUCACGGCAUGCAGCCCAGUGCCGCCUCCACCGCCUCCUCCCCUUACAUCGACUACACCGGAGCCGCUUACGCACAGUACUCCGCCGCAGCUAGCGCUGCCGCCGCAGCCUACGAGCAGUAUCCCUACGCCGCCUCCCCUGCGGCGGCCGGGUACCUAACCACAGCCGGUUACGGCUAUGUUCAGCAGCCCCUGGCUACGGCCGCACCGGGGUCAGCCGUCGCUGCAGCCACGGCCUUCGGUCAGUACCAGCCUCAGCAGCUGCAAGCUGACCGCAUGCAAUAGCAGCCACUGCAGCCAUUGGACACAAGGGGAUGGGAGGUCCACGGCCGGCCUCGGCUGAUUGGCUGUGAAGGGGAGAGGAUGAUGAAGAGGAAGAGAGAGGGGCCGUGUUGUUAAGUGACGGAGUCGAUAAGAGGGUGGUGAUGAUGAUGAUGGUGAGGUGGGAACUCCAUACAGUAGCUUUCCAACUUGCUGUGCUUAAACCAAAAAAGAAAAAAAUAGAAAACGUUACAGAUUCACAGAACAAAGUAAGGAAGGUGGAUUUAUCCUUAUGAUUAUUAUUGUUGUUAUUAAUAUCAUUAUUACUAUUAUUAUAAUUGUAGUAGAGUAUUUAUUUCUAGAGGAGAAAUGCAACAACUAAUCACUGUGGUUGUAGCUUGGUGUAAAACAUGACUUUAUGUCCCAUUGCUGUCAUUAACAUAGGAGAGAGAGAGCGUUCUCUUUACGGGACACUUAGGCGUGUCCCAAAGUGUUUUGGUUCUGAAGCCCUUGCAACCUAUAUUUAUUAUCACAUUUCGAGGGCUCUUGUCCUUCUGUCUUUUCAAGUGCAUUGAAGUUAAUUUUCUGAUAAUCAGGGAAAUGUAUCAGUUUCCAGUGUGUUAGUAAAGACAAGCUCUGCGUGUCAGGGAAUAGCUGAAAUAACUGUGGAGAAAAGGAGAAGGUUUGUAGCUUGUGUCACACGUUAAGAACUACCUUUUUAACUUCCUGAUGCUGAAUGUCCCUUUUUUGACUCUGUAUCUUGACCUCUUGACCUAUGCAAAGCAAACAAACAGUUCACCAGGAGACAAAAAAACUGCAGGAAUAACCGAAAAUGCCAUCAACUCUUCAAAGUGCAUCACAAACAAUAUGAAGGCAACUCACAAAGAAAGAAAGAAAAACAUGUUUUCAGACAAUGAGAAGCACCAAAUCAGUUAGUCUCAAACACACGCACACGCACACACGCGCACACACGCGCACACACACACACACACACACACACACACACACACACACACAGUUGCGUACAUAGUGGCAAGGACAAUGGGCCCAGUCGUGCUCUCUGGCUCUGUGCAAUGGGAUCUAGUCAGAG